Dreissena polymorpha is the source of this 507-nucleotide messenger RNA. RefSeq lists its product as uncharacterized. The transcript has 2 exons. NCBI's taxonomy places the organism in Eukaryota, Metazoa, Mollusca, Bivalvia, Myida, Dreissenidae. The record is from RefSeq and is a predicted model, not a curated record. Bases 55 to 507 code for a protein of 150 amino acids.
GAGGUGGAGGAAUUUCUAUUAAAGUGUGAAGCGCAUAAGGACCACAAAAUUGAAAUGUUAUGUGAUGACCACAGUCAGCUGUGUUGCACAAAGUGUGCCUUCAAUAAUCACAGCCAGUGCAGUAAAGUGACCCAGAUUUCGGAGCUGACCAACUCGCAGCCCACUGGCCUGGAGGGGUUGUCAGUGGAGCUGGAAACUGUUAUGGGGGAAAUUAAAACCCUGCAGAUCAGUCAAGAGGCCAGCAUUCAGUCAUUGCAGAGAACAUACAAGGAACAUAGGGAAGUUAUGAUAGAACAAAUGUGUGGCAAUUUAAAUACUUAUAUAGAUGAAUGUGAUAAUAAUUCUGUGGGAACAUCAGGCGGAAAUGAGCAAUAUUUAAAAGAAGAGAUGUGUAGGAGUGUUCUCUCUAUCGUGAAUGAAUUUGAUAAUAUUACUGCGAAGGAACUUAACGAGAUGAAAGAUGAAGUUAUAAGCAUAAAAAGGGUCAGUAACAAGUUCCGUUCAUAA